AUGAAAUAAACUAUAAUUAUAGCUGCUUUAAUAUUAGUUGUUGUCUAAUCAGCAACAUCCUACUCGGAUUAAGAUUUAAUGAUUUUGAUGGAAAGAUCACAAAUUCGUGGAGACUAUUAGGAUGUUGUUAAUGAAAGAAGUGGAGCUUUAAUUUCAAAUGCUAGACAGUUAACAUUUUAUGGGGAUCAAUUUAAUAAUAGUCCUUUAAGAGAUGCCAUAUAUGAUAUUGCUCUUAAUAGUAAAGGAUAUGUUUCGGCACCUGCAUCAGGAAAAAUACAACUUGAUUUAUUGUAAGAAUAUGAAAUAAACACUAUUGUAAUAUGGUUUUAUGAUCUCACUACAAUCACAUAUAAAUUUAAAGUAACAUUAGUUAACCCUGAUGACUCUUUAACAGAAGUCUAUAAUAAUAGUUCAGCUGUAGGUGGAAUAUAUAGAAUCACAUUUGACGAUCAAUUAGUCAAGUCAAUACUUAUUAGUGAUAUUUCAGGCACUCAAGCAUUAUUAGUCAUUAAGAUCCAAGCAUUCUAUGCAUUUUGAAUAAAUUAAUAAAAACAAAAC
This is a messenger RNA of Paramecium sonneborni, 558 nucleotides long. The record is from the annotation of a GenBank genome assembly. Lineage: Eukaryota; Ciliophora; Oligohymenophorea; Peniculida; Parameciidae.